Molecule: messenger RNA, 509 nt
Organism: Schizosaccharomyces japonicus yFS275
Lineage: Eukaryota; Fungi; Ascomycota; Schizosaccharomycetes; Schizosaccharomycetales; Schizosaccharomycetaceae
Product: DNA-directed RNA polymerase I and III subunit Rpc19
Exons: 4
Coding region: 96-467 (123 amino acids)
Biological process (GO): transcription initiation at RNA polymerase III promoter; transcription elongation by RNA polymerase I; transcription initiation at RNA polymerase I promoter
Cellular component (GO): RNA polymerase III complex; nucleus; RNA polymerase I complex
Molecular function (GO): DNA binding; DNA-directed RNA polymerase activity; protein dimerization activity
Source: RefSeq, a predicted model, not a curated record
CCUUCCCCCACCCGCCAACACCCUGGUGCUCCUAGUUGUUUCUGAAAAAAACCAUAAAACGCGAAACGCGCCCAUAACCAGAAAACUCGUUCAAAAUGGCUGCUAUGACAGAUGUGAGAGACUACGGUUCCAUUACGUUGGACCAGGGUCUCGAAAAAGUUACUAUUCUUGCUGGUCAUUCGGCCGAUUACACAUCUGUGACUUUUCAAAUUCAAAAGGAAGACCAUACACUGGGAAACGCUCUCCGGUACAUGAUCAUGAAGAACCCUGAUGUCGAGUUUUGUGGUUAUUCUAUUCCUCACCCUUCUGAGGCAAAAAUGAAUCUUCGUAUUCAAACAAAAUCUACUACAACUGCUAUUGAUGCACUGAAGAAGGGUCUGGACGACUUGAUGGAUUUGUGUGAUGUGGUAACCGAAUCCUUCAAUGAGCAGCUGUCCGAAAGCACAUCUUCUAUGCAAGUUGAUUAAUUUUUUUGUCUUAAAAUAUAUUAAGGGCGUUGGGUAUACUAA